UUUGAGCUUGAAGAAGGACGGGGCAAACUUGACACAGGACUUGGGAAGGACUGACUUCGAGCUUGUGAGCUUUUUAAAGAAAUCAGUGGAGAUCACUGAGAGCUGUGUGUGGUUGGGGGUGUGUUCCUGUGUAUUUGGGCGAAAGCCAUAGGAACUUUACUUCCAUAGCGUGAUCCUGCAGCUGCCAGUCAGUCAUCAGUCGGAAGAAUGCUAGAACAUUGCCUCACAUUUGGUCGCUCCCUUGUGAGGAGGAAGAAUGUGGACCAGGGCUGUCUGGAGGAGUCCAAGCUGUGCCGCUGCCUCUCAACUGUUGAUCUCAUUGCUCUGGGGGUUGGAAGCACACUGGGGGCCGGUGUCUAUGUACUCGCUGGAGAGGUGGCCAAAGGCAGUUCCGGCCCCAGCAUCGUUGUGUCCUUCCUCAUCGCUGCAUUAGCAUCUGUGAUGGCUGGUUUGUGCUAUGCUGAGUUUGGUGCCCGGGUACCCAAGACUGGCUCUGCCUAUCUGUACAGCUAUGUGACGGUAGGGGAGCUCUGGGCCUUCAUCACCGGGUGGAACCUCAUUCUGUCAUACGUUAUCGGCACCUCCAGUGUGGCACGUGCCUGGAGUGGGACAUUUGAUGAGAUAAUAGGCGGUCACAUUGAGAAAUUCUGCAAAAUGUACUUCAAAAUGAGUUUGCCUGGCCUGGCGGAGUACCCUGAUUUCUUUGCUGUUUGCCUGAUCUUACUUCUGUCAGGCCUUCUCUCCUUUGGGGUGAAGGAAUCCGCCUGGGUCAACAAAAUCUUCACAGCAGUAAAUGUGCUUGUGCUCAUGUUCGUUAUCAUCUCUGGAUUUGUCAAAGGAGACUCUCUCAAUUGGAACAUAUCAGAGGAAUCGCUCGUAAAUAUCACAGUUGUCAAAAGAAACAUCUCGGGUGCUGCUAAUGUCACCAGCGAUUAUGGGGCAGGAGGCUUUUUUCCGUAUGGAUUUGGCGGAACGUUGGCUGGUGCGGCCACCUGCUUUUACGCCUUUGUGGGAUUCGACUGUAUUGCAACCACAGGUGAAGAGGUGAAGAAUCCCCAGAGGGCCAUUCCCAUUGGCAUAGUGGUUUCCCUUCUGGUCUGCUUCCUUGCCUACUUUGGUGUUUCAGCAGCCCUCACCCUCAUGAUGCCCUACUAUCUGCUGGAUGAGAAGAGUCCUCUACCUUUGGCUUUUGAAUAUGUAGGCUGGGGGCCUGCGAAAUAUGUAGUUGCGGCAGGAUCACUUUGUGCUCUUUCAACCAGCCUGUUGGGCUCAAUGUUCCCCCUACCCCGCAUUCUGUUUGCCAUGGCACGAGAUGGCGUGCUAUUCAGAUUUCUUUCCAAACUGAGUAAGCGCCAGUCGCCAGUGGCUGCCACUAUGGCAGCAGGCACUACCGCGGCUAUCAUGGCUUUUCUGUUCGACUUGAAAGCGCUGGUGGAUAUGAUGUCUAUUGGAACAUUGCUGGCUUAUUCCCUUGUGGCUGCUUGUGUUCUUAUACUCAGAUAUCAGCCAGAUGCUUCGUUCGAGAGGUCGAGGAUCAGUGAAGGGAAGGAGGAGGUCGGAGAGUCUGAACUGACAGAGUCUGAGUCUCAUCUGAACAUGCUGAAGGAUGGAGGAGUAACGCUGCGCUCUCUGCUCCAUCCUCCACUGCUGCCCACUGAAAAUACCUCCAGUGUGGUCAACGUGUCUGUCAUCAUCACAGUGCUGGUUGUGUGUGUUGUGAGCACACUGAACACAUACUACGGACAAGCCAUUAUUGCAAUGGAGCUUUGGGCACUGGGAGUAUUAGCUGCAUCACUGUUCAUCUUCAUCAUAUGUGUCUUUCUUAUUUGUAGACAACCACAAACAAGGAAGAAGGUUUCCUUUAUGGUUCCUCUUUUGCCCUUUCUACCCAUCUUGAGUAUAUUUGUCAAUGUGUACCUCAUGGUUCAGCUCAGCGGAGACACGUGGAUCCGUUUCUCCAUCUGGAUGGCCAUAGGUUUUCUCAUCUAUUUCGGCUAUGGAAUGUGGCACAGUGAUGAACGCAAGCGGCAUCUACAGAACUGUGCUGUCGCAACAGAGAAAAAGACACUGACCGGAAAUGAAGGCUUUGUGGAGAACAAGACACACACAGAGAAGACCAGCCCAUGCUAAAGAGCAGAAGACCAACUCUCACUUUAACUAUAGCUGUUAUUCACAGCGUUCCCCAGCCGGCUGACAGACGUAAGCUCUGUGCUUUCAGUCACUGCCGUCAUGAACAAUUACUGAAACACUUCUCACUGCUGAUGUGAGCUUAUAAUGUAGUACAGUAGGUCAUUAGGGGGGUACGAUCUGACAAAACCAAUGCUUCGAUUAUAGAAAUGACCCUCAAUAUAAUGAAAAUCAAUAUAAAUUGUCAUAAACAACAAUUUAGUCAAUGACUUAUAUUCAUGGUAGUUUCCGAUAAUAAUGAAUAGUGACCAAAUGAUUUUUGUAUACUUGGAUUUCUCAUCGCAAUAUUUAGAACUUUUUAAAUAGCAUUGAAGGGCUGUCAAAUAUUUACAAUCCCUUGAAGACAAACCUCAGCAUGUGAGUGAUUUGAUUUCAGUGUUUGGAUGAGAAAGGGAAAGCUUGUGGCUUUUUUUCAUUACAAAAAAGUAUUAUGAUUUCUGCAGUCAGUCUCUCAAGUUUACUUUUACUGUGAAAGUAAAUAUAACAACAGUAAUAUUUUACUACAGUAUUCUUAGUUGGGAGAAAUAAGUGUAAAAUGAUAAGUGUCCUUAUCGAAUGUGGGAUAUUAACACUUUAAAAAAUAUUUGUAAAUGGACAGUUUUCCCUAUUUUGAGAUUUAUGUUUUUCCCCUCUUAUUUAUGCUUUUGAAUUGCAUUAUUGGACCUUAAUUUUUACUUCAAAAGAUUUGGAUGAAAAUUUGUCCAAAAAAAAGUCAAUAAAAUUCACUUUGGUAAACUGUAGAAUUUAAUUUUCAACAUAAAAAGUGGACAGAGCUGAGAUAAAACUCACAUAAUGCAAUUCACAACCGUAAAUAAACAUAAAACAACAGAUGAAUAAUUAACAGAUUUUUUUCAGUGCAAAUAAUGGUCUAACUUUGAUUUAGAAUUAAUUCUAUUGACUACAUCUUUCUGAAUGUGCCAGAGAUGUUAAGCUGCUCAGA
This is a messenger RNA of Danio rerio (zebrafish), 3127 nucleotides long. RefSeq names its product solute carrier family 7 member 2 (gene slc7a2). Gene Ontology annotation, molecular function: transmembrane transporter activity; L-arginine transmembrane transporter activity. The record is from RefSeq and is marked validated. Gene Ontology annotation, cellular component: membrane; plasma membrane. NCBI's taxonomy places the organism in Eukaryota, Metazoa, Chordata, Actinopteri, Cypriniformes, Danionidae. Gene Ontology annotation, biological process: amino acid transport; L-arginine transmembrane transport; L-lysine transmembrane transport.